AUGAAGGUUUAUGUUCUUUACUUAUCCCUUAUGGGUCUGGUGGCUAGUCAGUCCGGUCUGCCACAGUGUGCUAGAGAUUGUUUGGCCAAGUUCACAUCAGGCGCCAGCAUCGGCGGUUGCGCUCAGAUCGAUGCCAAGUGUAUCUGCUCCCAGCAGGCCUUCCUUAACGAUAUUGCAUGCUGUCUAGCCUCUGUAUGCAGCCAGUCCGAUCAGCAAGCCGCCGUCGACUACGCCGUCAAUCUCUGUGCGGCUCAGGGCGUCACUGUCCCUUCCGCCGUGUCCUGUUCGUCAACAUCAGCGGGUGCAUCAACGGCUAUUACAAGCUCUUCAGGAUCAUCGACUAUCGGGGCCGCCAGCAAUACCGCUGUAACCACUGCCAUUACCAGCUCAACGGCAUCAGCUGCAGGAUCAUCGACGACGACGACAGCUAGCCAAAAUAUCGGUAAACAAGGCAAUGGAGGGUCUGGAACCAGCGGAAUCAUUGGCGGAUUGCUAGCAGUCUUAGCUCUCUUUUAA
This is a messenger RNA of Truncatella angustata, 516 nucleotides long. RefSeq lists its product as uncharacterized. The record is from RefSeq and is a predicted model, not a curated record. Lineage: Eukaryota; Fungi; Ascomycota; Sordariomycetes; Amphisphaeriales; Sporocadaceae. The transcript is spliced from 2 exons. The coding region runs from base 1 to 516 and encodes 171 amino acids.